AAAAAACAAAAACAAAGAAAAAAACCUAAAAAACUGACUGAUGAAGAGAAUCAAGUGAUGACGAACAGUAGGAAAAUGUGAUGCUGUGAGACUCAGAGAGUGCUGGAAAACUUUCAUCAGAGGAUUUGUGAAGCUGAGGAGGAAGGGGGGGACGUACAUAAAAGAAAACCACACCAACUCAUUGUCUGUUCGCUCAGUCGUCAGCCACUACUGGAGUGAAAAAAUGGACCUGCCACUGACCCUUCAUGUGCUCCUACUUCUCUGUUCCCUCAAUGCUGUUGUUUGGGCAUGUCCGGAUGGAUGCAAAUGUCAAGGAACCAAAAUUCUCUGCAGUGGCCUCUUGGACUUCCCAACAGCUGUGCCCUCGUCUACCACCACCCUCUACUUCUCCAACUGCAGUAUCUACUCUCUGAAACCAGAGGACCUCACUGAUUUCUCUAAUGCCCUUGGCAUCUUUGUGAUUAAAGACACUGUUUUGAGGGAAGUGCGCCCUGGCACAUUUGAUUCCACUCUGAAUAUAGGUGCCUUAGGGUUUACUGGCACUGGACUGCAAGAUCUCCCUGAGGCCUUGUUCCAAAAUCUUCAGAAGCUUGAGUCUCUGAAUCUGAGGAGCAACAAACUCCUGGUGCUCCGCCCAAACUGGUUUUCCCCACUGAAAUAUCUGAAAUCUCUUGACCUCAGUAGGAACCUUUUCACUUCUGUACCUGUCGAAACUUUUCACCCUCUUACUGACCUAAAUUACCUUUAUCUUUCCGGAAACAACAUCAGCCAACUGUCUAGAGAGACAUUCAAGGGUCUUUCUUACCUUAAGGGCUUGCGGCUUAGUAAAAACUCGCUACAGGAACUCCCUGUUGGCAGUCUGGAUGACCUUGGAAACCUAGAGGAACUAUCCCUAAAUGACAAUCAAAUCACUCACCUCCACCACGACCUGUUCUCUAAGACUCUGAAGCUCAAGAAGCUGUUCCUCUCCCACAACAGGCUUACAUCACUUCCACAAGGGAUCUUCUUAAAUCUGCCCCUCCUUUCCCAAAUCUCACUGUAUGAAAACCAGCUAGAGAGUCUGGGUCCAGGGGUGUUUGGGCCUAUGGCCCUGCAGGAGCUGUGGCUGUAUGACAACAGGCUGAUCCGUGUGGAGGAUGACACAUUCAGAAAUCUGACUCAGUUGCAUCUACUGGUGCUCAGUCGCAACCAGAUCAGCUAUGUUUCGACUGGGGCCUUUAGAGGGUUGGAACAGCUAAAAGAGGUAUCACUUCACACCAAUCUGCUCACAACCCUGCAAGCUGGGACUUUCCAACGUCUGCCCAGCCUGGUCAACAUUUCCUUGGAGCACAACUUCAUAAGCUCCCUCCCUUUGGGUUUUCUGCAGGGCCUGAGCCACCUAGGACAGAUAGACCUGCGAAACAAUUCCCUUUCCAACCUGCCACAGGAAAGUCUAGAUGCGCUAACCAUGGCAAAGGAAGUACUCCUACAACAGAACCCGUGGAGGUGUGACAAGGAUAUUCUGCCUCUUAGGGACUGGCUGGGACAGCACCCAUCAAAGGUCAACCAAACCCUUGUGGUGUGUGACAUACCUUUCAGUCUGAAUGGUGAAGUGAUUGCUCAGCUGCAAAAUGAGAACCUGAUGCCUCUCAGCUCCACCGAGGAGCCUGUGUUUACAUCAACGGAGAAGAGGAGGAAACCCAAUACUCCUCCAACCAGAAGAAGCACUUCCUCACCUGCUGUCAAGGCCACACCCACCUCAGAGCACGAGGAGGUCACCAGCAGUGGACAAGGGGAAAAAGGAACAGUUUCUAAUGAUACUGCAAUAAUCCUCAUCAUCAUCGGAGUAGUGUCCACUGUCAUCAUCAGCACUAUCAUCAUUAGCUGUGUAUGCUGGAGGAAAAACAAGAGAGGCAGGGGAAAUAUAGGCCGCAGAAAUAAGAACUCUGUGCUGUAGACCAAACCAUCCCACCUUCAGUAACCCAAGAACUUUUAAAGAAACUGUUGGCUGAUUACUGUGGUUUACUUGGAAAAUCUGGAGCACAGAAUUGAUUUUAGAGCCUCAAAAGCAUAGAAAGAACCACUUCAGCUCCUUCCUCUUCAACUAGAAAACACAAGUAAACAGACUUUUUUUUAUUCAUUAGUGUUCAGUUAGUAAUUAUCACAUUUAACAGUAAGUACUGUGUGCUAUAAAAAGAAGGCAAACUGUUAAAACCACCAUGCCAUUUUGUGGGAAACUGGACCUUUGGUGAAUGUAAACUCAAAUGCACUGAAACAGUAUACUUCUUUUAGUCAAAUUUAGACUGCACUCAUUAUUCGGUUCAAUGGUGUUUCAUUUUUCAUUAUUAAUUAUUACAGUUUGAAAAUACCUUUUUCUGCUAACAACAAUACAUUUAGGAGACACUUCACAUUUUCGCAAAAGGGCUAUCCAUAAAAAAUCAAAUAUGUAAUUUUUAUUCCUCUGUAACACAAUACCAUGCAAAUGCUACUAUACAUUGAAUAAAUGGACUGC
Messenger RNA from Xiphias gladius (swordfish), 2491 nucleotides. It is a transcript of the gene lrrc15, whose product is annotated as leucine rich repeat containing 15. The transcript is spliced from 2 exons. Gene Ontology annotation, molecular function: protein binding. The record is from RefSeq and is a predicted model, not a curated record. The coding region runs from base 224 to 1936 and encodes 570 amino acids. NCBI's taxonomy places the organism in Eukaryota, Metazoa, Chordata, Actinopteri, Istiophoriformes, Xiphiidae.